UAAUUGAUGUGGUACUUCUUCUACUUCUUCUAAGAAAUGAAAGAGAAAGGCCGUGUAGUAUUUCUUUUUCUCUAACAUUGAGAUUCAUCAUUCUGUGGAAAGAAUUGACUCAGGCUCAGUCUCAGGAGAAAUUAUUGGCUACGCACCUUUCUGUGUUAGUUCUUAGAAUCCCCUUAGGGCAAAGUGCUGUCGCUACGGUGCGGAGUCAGAAUGGCGCAAAAGUCAGGCGCGAAGCUAGCAGAGGUAAGCAAAUAUUUUUUUAUCAUGCAGAUCAUCUUUCACGCCGGAUGCCUAGGUGGAACGGGAAGAGGUAUAAGUAGCAUUUUCAAGGUGGUGAUAUUUUGUGAAAUAUGUUCACCCGAGCGCAAGAACCUUGGUUACUUACAAGUAUGACGUCGAACAUAACAAUCCACAGGUCGCAAGGUCUCAGCGGGUAGUCGUGUUUGGAGAGGAUUAUUGACCUUUCGUAAGGCAGACGCGGGAUGCUUUAAAGAGUCAAGGGAUUGACUUUUAUGGCUUCUUGGUUAUUACAACUCGCUGCGAAUUCAGAUACUAACUAUUUAAGUACAUCUUAUUAUGGUGCCUUAUGGUGCCUCUGUCUGGUGUGAGAGAGGGAAAGAACGUUGAGACUUGGAACGAAGUACUUACUUUUUUUCCUGUUCUAGAGGGAAUUCGUCGAAGACAAACCGAUUGUGUCUAAUCCUCUGUUCAAGGAUAUGUCUUGUUCUUCUAAUUCUCUGUCUACUACAAGGAUAUGUCGGGCGCUGAGCGUUCGGAGCUGGCACAGAUGAGCGGCAAAGGCACAAUCCCGCAGUCCUAUGUGAAUGGCGUCUGCGUUGGGGGAUGCAACGAUGGUGCACAACAAUGGCAGGGAAUAGGUAUGGUGAAAAUUUAUAUUGAAAGAAGACUCAAAUGACUUUGAGUAUAGCUAGAUCCUCAAAAUUACUUUAAACUUUUAAGAAUUUGUUUUUGGCACUAGGUGAAAAAUCUUUCAAAUGAUCUAGGAGAACUACUGUGCUAUGCUAUGAAUGUGUGAAAAAUCUGUUCAAUUAUGACACUGACACAGGAACACUUAUUAGUACUCAUAAUUCUCUGAUGAAGAUGAACUCCCAUUUCAAUUGAAUACUCGAGCAGUGAGUGACUCUUCAUUUUGUCUGUUCCUCUUCUAAACUUCUGAAGCUUUUGAACUCUGGUCGGGUACAGAAGGCGUUACAAAGCACUCAGGAUCCAGUAGAGACGGAGAAAAUACUCAAAGAUGGAUAGCUCAAAGAUGGAUAGCUUCAUUGGGGUUGGGAACUAUGGACGGAACCGAAAUGUCACUACGCCCUAGGGCAUUUUUGGUUUUCUCGGAGUGAGAAGCAUAGCCAUACGCAAGAGGACAAGAACAUAAAUAUUACGAGAGAAUUUACCUUUACACUUAGGAGAAAUUUAUGUGAUGGCGUACUCCUGCAUCGUGUCUAGCACGUCCAGCCGUGGGGUUUGAUUUUCCGAUGCGGAUCGCUUGAUUUCACCUUCAUCUGAUAUGAUCCAAUACUAUGUUCUUAUGAUGUUUUCUAAAUGUAUUUCAUGUUUUCUUGUUGUCUUUUCCUCGUCCCUUCAACAAUUGGAGUUCUUGGUUCUUGGAAAUAAUGGUGUGUAGACUAGUUGCUCACUCUGCCACUGCUUGGUUGGCAAUAAGUUGGCUAAUUUCGAAGAACAACCUAUAGUGAGGCAAAUCCGCUCAGUCUCAAACGUUCUUUUCGUACACCUACCCACGUCUUGUAUGUAUGUUGACAAGGAAUGAGAAGAUGGCGAUGGCCAGACGUAGUCUGCAUCGCUUUCUCUCACAAGGAAC
Molecule: messenger RNA, 1834 nt
Organism: Amoebophrya sp. A25
Lineage: Eukaryota; Dinophyceae; Syndiniales; Amoebophryaceae
Source: the annotation of a GenBank genome assembly